AUGACACCACAAGCAUCCACUUCCACCCAAUCCCCAUCAGAGAGACUCAAAGCGGCGCUGGCUGAACAGGAAAAGGCGGCCAACAUCGCCUCGACGGCCACCGGUGUCAUCGUUUCUUUGUGUUUUUUCGUUCUCCCACUCGUUUGGUCGAAUGUUUUCCGAAUUCUUCCGAUUGUCAUCCAAUCUCCCUCAUCAAAUGCCCAAUCCGAUCCAUGGAGUGAAUUCAAAGAUUUG
Molecule: messenger RNA, 234 nt
Organism: Mesorhabditis belari
Lineage: Eukaryota; Metazoa; Nematoda; Chromadorea; Rhabditida; Rhabditidae
Source: the annotation of a GenBank genome assembly